AUGAAUGUAUUAGAUAAACUUAUUGAAAACUUUGAUCAAGCGCAUUCAAUUUAUAAUACUAAUAAAGAGUCAUUCACAGAAGAUGAUAUAAGAAGACACAUAUUUAUUUGUCUUGUGACUGGCAUAGGUUUCGAAAAAUACGCCGAGAUUAUGGCAUACAAUAAUAUUCAUAUUCCUUCAGUUAGUACACUUUUUGAAAGACAGCAUAUUUAUGGAAAUGUUAUUGAAGAUUAUGUUUUAGCGAAAAUUCAAGAACUGAAAGAUCGGUUUGUUGCAGAUGAUGAUGAUAUAUAUGCAUAUGAUGCUGCUUUUUCUGGAAGACGUGGAGCAAAGCAAGCAUGUGGAAAUAUUGCAGAUGUCAAGCAUAAUUUUAUUUGUGAAAUUGGUAUUGCUGUCAAGGAUGAAUCUCUUGCUGGUAAAUUCAAAACAGUAAUUGCUCUUCCACCUGAUGCACCUUCAUCUAUGUUGGAAAACAAUAUUCUUCGAAAGCUUUUAGAAACUGAUACCAUGCAAUCUGCAUAG
This is a messenger RNA of Trichomonas vaginalis G3, 522 nucleotides long. RefSeq lists its product as uncharacterized. The record is from RefSeq and is a predicted model, not a curated record. The transcript has a single exon. The coding region runs from base 1 to 522 and encodes 173 amino acids. NCBI's taxonomy places the organism in Eukaryota, Parabasalia, Trichomonadida, Trichomonadidae.